CAGGUUUUAGGGAAGCCUGGAAGAAGCAGCUAUAGCGUCAUAUCAAGGUGGUCAGUUUCGGGAUGAGAAAGGGCGGGUGGACAUCCGGCAUUUGACUGAAACGCUGGUCCCAUAUGGUGUCAAUGCCCUGCCCGAAUCUACGCCUGAAACGACGGUAAAAGUCGAGUCGUCACCUUAACUCCGACACAGCUCCGGAGUGUGUCCUCCAACCCCCCGAUGCUUGCAGAUUCCGCUCGAGGCUUUAAAUCUGCCCCAUGCAGGCGACCCGGUCAAGAUCAGGGGCACAAUUUCCACAAGAACGACAUUCCACAUCACGAUGUCUCAUUAACCCCAGCCGUACGGGCGUCACAUUCAGCGAGCUCUGCGUUGGGGCCAGCCCAGCUUAAGACGCAGGCAUGGAGGCAAGCCCUACCGAUUUACGUUUCGACAACCGCCAGCGUUUAUCCGUCUCGACGACGCCGAACUCAACAACCGAGGGUUUUCUUUUGUCUCCUUUCUACUUCUCUGUCCUAUCAUCUGUGUGACGGUGUGUCCUCCUCUCAGCUCUCCUAUUUUCUUAUAUUGACUGUCACAAUCGGGCUGUGCAUAUUACACCAGAUAACUCAAAAGCGAUCUCUUUUUGACCUAUCUUGGCAUUUUUAUGCUGCUUCUUCCCCAUCCUUCCGGCCCGUGAAGGGUGUGGGUUAGGUAUGGGUUGAGUUGCCGGGCUUAUUCUCGGUGAACGGCGGGAAGGGAUGAAUGAAACCAGGGGAGGGAGGGGGGUUCAUUUCGUUUUCCAUUGGACUGGGCUGGUCACAGAUGGAUGGGCGGGACGUUAGAGGAAAUUGCUGAACCGUGGAUUGGAUGG
Messenger RNA from Parathielavia appendiculata, 847 nucleotides. RefSeq lists its product as uncharacterized. The record is from RefSeq and is a predicted model, not a curated record. The coding region runs from base 217 to 687 and encodes 156 amino acids. The transcript has a single exon. Lineage: Eukaryota; Fungi; Ascomycota; Sordariomycetes; Sordariales; Chaetomiaceae.